Molecule: messenger RNA, 939 nt
Organism: Glycine soja
Lineage: Eukaryota; Viridiplantae; Streptophyta; Magnoliopsida; Fabales; Fabaceae
Exons: 3
Coding region: 189-686 (165 amino acids)
Biological process (GO): SCF-dependent proteasomal ubiquitin-dependent protein catabolic process
Cellular component (GO): SCF ubiquitin ligase complex
Molecular function (GO): protein binding
Source: RefSeq, a predicted model, not a curated record
AUGUAAUAAUAAUAUUAUAUUGUACUCUAGACAUAAAAUGAGUGAUGCGUAUUGUCCCUCGACAGAAUCCGAGGAAGAACGAACAGCGAUACUUUCUCUCUUUCUCUGAGUGAAACUGAAAAGUGGAAACAAAACGUGUGACUGUUGCAUGAAUUGUCCAAGUUAAGAAGAUUGUGAAAUCCUCAGAAAUGGAGAGGUUACCUUUGGAAAUCUGUAUGAAGAUAUUCUAUCUCUUGGACUAUCAGCAUCUUGCUGUUGCUCAACAAGUAUGUAGGAAGUGGAAGCUCGUGGCCUCAGAGAAUGCUCUAUGGUCUGAUCUUUUUAAGGAGAGAUGGGGAGAAGAUCAUGCUGCUUUUUAUGCUCCUGUGGGUUCAAAAUCAUGGAAAGAUGUAUAUGAGGUGCAAGAUCGUUGUGAUCGAAUUGGAGUGGGUUUGAAGAUUAUUAGAGAAGGCAUUGACUACUAUCUUAUUCACCAAGGCGAGAUACAGCGACAUCUUGGUUCAAGAAAGAAUCAUGAAAAGGAAAUUGGUCACUGCUCCAAUACUUUGAAUUCAGAAAGUAACUUCAAUGGAGAAGGUUCUCUAGCUGAAGAGAGAUCAUGUCGUGGAAUUUUAGACAGAAUCCUUUUUUUCAUUGGGGAUUUGGAAGUUGCUUCUGCAGAAGCAAAACGUAGCCGUGUGAUAUGAUCGUGUCUAGUAUUCAAUCCAAUAGUGAAGUUCAGUGUAAAAAUUCCCAGUAUCUAAGCAUUGUUUCAUGUAUAUAACUAUGUGUAUCAAUGUAUUCAGUUAUUUUAAUAAUUUGGGUGCUGUGUAGCAUUUUCAGAUAAGUCGUGAGAAUCACACAAGUGACAAGUGGUUGUUUAUCCUGUUACACAAGUUUGUUUAAACCAUUGUGUAAAUAUGCUUUGUCUAAUCUUAUCAGAUGAUCCUGUUAUCAUUA